GUGGCGUUUUCUUCACAAAACAUCUGAUGACCUUCUGAUCUGGCAGCUAUUUGCAUACAUAACCUGCCACUAUGACCCAAACAGAGUCAGACCGUGAUGUACAAGGGAAUGCCAUUGAUGAGGCAGAAAAUGUUGUUGCUGGGGCAGUCGACACAGACUCAUUUCUGCCAGUUCCGGAAACUGAACUCAAAGGUGUUAAAGAUGUGCUAUCCAUUGUACUAGAUGAUGAAGCGGCAGUUGACUACAAAAAGUUGGGUCUCUGUCAUCGUCUCAGGGUUGAUCAUCCUUUCAGGAGACGAUUUAUCCAUUCAUUUUGGCUGUUCUGGUCAUUGUUUGGACUGGGCUGGAUGGUGGGGCUGGUAGGUCCGUCGUUUUCUGAUCUGCGUCAGAUUGUCAAACAAGACCUUGAUUCUGGUUCCUGGCUUUUCACCACUGCCUCUAUUGGCUACCUGCUGGGAUCCAUACUUGGAGGGAUCCUAUACGAUCGCUUCAACAAGCUUCUGAUCAUAGGUUUUUCCUGCAUCAUGAUGGCGGUGUUCACUGGGUUCCAGCCGUGGUGUAGAUCAUUCCCACUCAUGCUUGUAUUACGAUUCCUGUCAGGCCUAGGGGGUGGAGGCCUUGAUACUGGUGCCAAUGCAGACAUGGUCUCUAUAUGGGAUGAGGAAGGUCGGCCUUACAUGCAGGCAAUGCACGCAUUCUUUGGGGCUGGAGGUAUCGUCGCACCACUUGUGAUAGAGCCAUUCCUCUCGGAAAAGAUAAUGGAAAAUGUCACCAAUGGCAAUUCUACAGGAACUUCAGAGGAAAUAUUUGAUGUGGCACAGGAUUCACAGCCACAUUCCAUUGACAAAUGUGUCAGCUCGCUCGGGUCAGAAAUAUUCUUUUCCUCAAUUAAAACCGUGUAAUUCAAUGUUUUAUUUAAACUACAUUGUACAUUAGUUGCCCUCAGUCAGAGUCGAUCCAUUCCGCUAAUAGCAUAUAAUCAAGAUGACCAAAACUAUGUUCUGAAACCUUGUUCAUAUCUUUGUUUAGCAUAUUGCUCAACCUAUGUCUGCGUUUCAUGUUGUUCAUUUAUUUUUUACACUCUUCAUACAAAUUUGCAUAGAACGCCUCAUAAUCGAUAAAUGUCUUCAUGUCUUUAUAAUCAUUAGAGUAAGGACCAAGUUGGAAGGCACUAAGAGAUUCUUGGUCAGCGUUGACACUCUUUUCAGGAUCAAUGGAUGUUAAUGAUUUCUCAAUCAUCCUUAUGUAGUUUGUUUCAUUAUUUUCAGGAUCAAUGGAUGUUAAUGAUUUCUCAAUCAUCCUUAUGUAGUUUGUUUCAUUAUCAAUAAGUGCUGUCAUGCUGUCGUUAUUAUCUUUAAUGAGAUACAUUUCUCUUUCACAAACGUUCAUAUUCUGAUAUGUUUAUUGCAUAAAACAUUAUAUGAUCAUUACGUUAUGUUUAUUGCAUAAAACAUAUUGAAUUGAAGAGCAUUGCUGUUAUGAUGACUUAUACCAUACGUGUCAACUUAUUCUUCAAUACUGACCGUCCAGUUAGACCACUCGUUCUCUUCCAAGUAAAGAAUAUUUAUUUUUAAUACUGUAUAGAGACGUACGCGGCUAAGAUAGCACAAAAUUUAUUAUACUGAGACCAAAAAGUGUAAUAAUGAAUCAAGAAAGAAUGAUAAAGAGUUAAUUCAAAUAAUGAAAGAACAGGAGUAUGCCUUUACACACAUUUAUAGGUCCGACUGUCAAAAUAUUUACUAAGUCUUUAGAAUAUAAGUGGAAAAUAAUAACAAAAUAUUGAGACAAUCAACUAUCAAUGAAAGUAAAGAACAAUUUUUACCCUAUAGUACAACUUUUUUGGUUAAGGGAUCAAGGAUAGUCAUUAAAACACCCUACACUUGGAAAUACUCCUUACGGUUUUUGUAGUAUUAACUUUACACAAGUCGGUUCAAAUUAGUAAAAGAAAUAAGAAAUUUCAAUUUUAAAAAUUUUAAAUAGUGAACCACUGAAUACAUCUACCUGUGGGUCAAAUUAAAACUAUAUUUUUUCAAGAAAUGUAACAUGUCCAUGUGCUUUCGAUUAUAUAGCAGUCAAGUAUUUGCGAAGUACCCGUAUGCGAGUUAUUUGUUCCCAUAUAUGUUGCAAAAUCAUCGCCAUUGGCACGAAUGAUUCUGUUACUGGUCAAUGGAAGGGAGGGGCUUAAAAUCAAGUGAAUUUCCAAAUACCCACUCUAUAGUACACAACUUCUUUUUUCAACUUUAUGUCACUGUUUCGAAGAGCUGAGGUUGAAGUGAGUAAUAUAACAGGAAGUCAUGUUUUGUUGUUUUGUAGUUUUGAUGACAUAAUCUAAUAUUUCAGAGAUGACUUUUUCUAAAACAUCCUGUUGUUGGCUAUCCUGCGCGUCUUCUUCGCAUACAGGAUGUUAUUUGUUUUUUUCGCAUACACAAUUAAUAAAAGCCUAUUGCAAGUCCCCUGUUCUGUUAACAGAAAUAAAAUAGGAAUGAAUCAUUCUGGAUUUGACCACUUUUGUUCAUUUACAUUGUGUUUUGUCUUACUUAGGAAGUCUGCACUUUUAAGAACAUUGGCUUUCCAAGUGAGACAGUUUAAAAUUAUUAUUUGAUAUACAAGGUGUGAAAGAGAAAAUUUUCUUUCUGCUUCCUUAUUUUAAUGUCACUUGGGUUGCUUAGCUGAUUUACCCUCACCUUUGGGAAAGUCCUGUUCACCGAUCACAUGUAAGAUAUGUCAGAAGUUCACCAAUUUUUAAAUCACAAGGCGCUGUAGUUAACGGUCUAUGGAUAGUGUUGAUAGUAUUGUUGGGUAAAAAGAAUCAAUUGUAAUUGAAGUUUUGUCUGAAUCAAAAAUAGGUAUAAUUGGGGUAAAAUUAUAUAUGAUUGUGAAUAGGUUUUUUUAUUGUUGUUAUUUCAUUUAGAUAUGCACUUUUAUGUUUUAUUUUUAUAACUGGUAUUUAACAUUCCAUUUUAACUAGUCAUGUGUUUUUUCUUUGUUAUUUUACAUGUAGAAUAAUGAUAACAUUAACAGGAAUACUUUUAGUGUUCAUCUGGAUAUCAUUGUUUUGUAUUGAGCUAAAUAAGAUGUUGUUUUUGUUGUUGUAGACCAUCGUUCACUGUUUAUAUUUGAAUAUUAUUUAUUCACUUUGAAAAUGCAUGCAGUAUGAUUCUAGAUUUGCAUGAUUGUGUUAGUUUAUAUAAUAAUGUGUUUUAUUGUAAUUUAAUCGUGUACACAUGAAUACCAUGCUCACUGUGCAUGUAUAUCUUUGUUGACCACGUGAUUUGUCUUGUAGUAAAAUGAAUAUAUUUCUUGUUUUAUUUUUGGUAGAUAGAAAUACAGUAUGUGUC
This is a messenger RNA of Mya arenaria, 3338 nucleotides long. Its product is annotated as sodium-dependent glucose transporter 1A-like. The transcript has 7 exons. Bases 72 to 902 code for a protein of 276 amino acids. Lineage: Eukaryota; Metazoa; Mollusca; Bivalvia; Myida; Myidae. Gene Ontology annotation, biological process: transmembrane transport. The record is from RefSeq and is a predicted model, not a curated record.